CAUGAAGAAGGAGAGGAAGCGCUUCAUUUACUAAACUCAGUGAGCUUUCGACCACAGCGACUACCAACGUCCAGACAUGGAUUCACAGGUGAUGACUAACCCAGACGAGAUCGCCAGACUCUACAGACAGCUCAGCCUUUUCCCUUCACUAAGCAGGGCAGAAGUGGGACCUGUCAUCACCUCCCAGUAUGGAGGCAAAUACAGCAACAUCUACACAGAGUGGAGUCAGCGCGAUCUGGAAAGGAAUGAGAAUGUCAAGUUUUGCAAGCAGUACAUCGUGUUCCAUGAUGACAAGUCGGUGGUCUUUUCAGCACCAUCGGGCAACUGCACCGAGUUCCAAGGAGUGUUGCUAAGUAAAGAUGCCCCUUCUGGAGAAAUGAAGGCUGUUGUCAGAAAGAGCACAGUUAAGGGGGAGGAGAACCAGUUUUUGGAGAUCUGGAGUAAAAACAAGAUGAAGAGCAUCAAUCUCACAGCUUUAAAGAAGCAUGGAAAGGUUUAUGAAGAUGAGCAGUUUGGUUGCUUGGUCUGGUCCCAUUCUGAGACUCACCUCCUGUACGUGGCUGAGAAAAAGAGGCCCAAGGCCGAGUCUUUCUUCCAGACCGAGUCUUCAGCGCUGUCUUCUACUGUGGAUGAAGAAGAAACUUUGAGAUCAGAGAAAAAGGAAGCUGUCAAAGGAGAGCAGUUUGUCUUUUAUGAGGACUGGGGAGAGACACUGGUUCAUAAGAGCAGCCCAGUGCUCUGUGUUGUGGACAUUGAGGGUAGCAAUGUUUCUGUGUUAGAAGGAAUGCCUGACAACAUCUCACCAGGACAGGCAUUUUGGGCUCCGGGUGACACAGGUGUGGUGUUUGUUGGAUGGUGUCAUGAGCCUUUCAGACUUGGACUUAAGUUCUGUCCCAACAGGAAUUCAUCUUUGUUCUAUGUGGAUCUCACUGGAGGGAAAUGUGAGCAGUUGUCAUCUGGAACUAGUGCAGUCUCCUCUCCCAGGCUGAGCCCAGACCAGUGCCGGAUUGUCUACCAAGAAAAUACUGUCUAUGGACCACACAUGCAGUGUAGCCGACUGUGUAUGUAUGAUUGGUAUACUAAGAAGACCUCUGUGGUGGUGGAUGUGGUGAAGAGACCAGGAGAGGAUGGCUUCGCUGGCAUCUAUUGCACUCAGUUGCCACCUCAAUGCUGGUCAGCUGAUAGUCAGCGAAUAAUUGUUGCCUGUCCUCAGCGCAGCCGCAAGGAGCUGCUGAUGGUGGAUAUAAAUACAGGGAGUGUCACCUCUCUGACUGCAAAGUCUGGCAUGGGUGCCUGGUGUCUGCUGACUGUCGAGAGAGAUCUGAUAGUGGCAAGCUGCUCUUCUCCAAACUGCCCCCCAAGUCUGAGAGUAGGUUUCCUUCCCACCAGGGAUUCUGAAGAAGAAGUGGUCUGGAUUACACUGGAGGAAUCGCAGACAAUGCCAGAAAUUGAUUGGCAGAUCUUGGCGUUCAAGCCUCCCUCAGAGCAAGACAACAGUCAAUACCCUGGCCUUGACUUUGAAGCGUUACUGAUUAAACCAAAGGAGGUGAAGAAUGGUGUGAAGCUGCCUCUUAUUGUGUUUCCUCAUGGCGGUCCACACUCUGUGAUUGUUGCUGACUGGCUUCUGUCCCCAGCUGUACUAUGUCGGAUGGGCUUUGCUAUAUUAUUAGUGAACUAUCGUGGAUCCCUUGGAUUUGGCCAGGACAAUAUCCUCUCAUUGCCGGGCAAUGUUGGCACGCAGGACGUCAAAGAUGUUCAAUUUGCUGUGGAAAGUGUCCUCAAGGGUGAUGAGUUUGACAAGCAGAAGCUGGCAGUUUAUGGAGGUUCUCACGGUGGUUUCUUAGCCUGUCAUCUCAUUGGCCAAUAUCCCGGUUACUACAAGGCUUGUGUGGCUCUCAACCCUGUCGUCAAUUUGGCCUCUAUGGUUUGCAGCACAGACAUCCCAGACUGGUGCAUGUUUGAGGCUGGCUGUGACUACAGCACAGAGAGUCUACAUGAUCCCGCUAAUGUGGAGCAAAUGUUGAACAAGUCUCCAAUCAAACUCACCACACGUGUGCAGACACCGGUCCUGCUCAUAUUAGGAGAAGAUGACAAGCGUGUGCCCCACGAACAAGGAAUUGAAUAUUACAGAGCUUUGAAAGCAAAGCAGGUGCCUGUCCGUUUGCUGUUGUAUCCGGGGAACAACCACGCCUUGUCCAAUGUGGAUGCUGAGUCUGAUGGCUUCAUGAACACCGCUUUGUGGAUAAUACAACACUUGUGUGAGUGAUGAUUAGUAUGUUGACUCGUGCAAAAGAUAUCAGAAUACUAACAUACUAGGUUCUUUCCUGUUCUUGGAACAUUGUGAAGCCAAAGCAAAAAAGUGCUCUGAAGUCAGAAAAUGACUUUUAUAUUCAUUUGAUUCUGUCUGUUGUGAUUACCACGUCUUCUACUCUUAAAAUAAUUAUUUUUAAACUGUCUCUUAACUCGACUAAAACUUGAAUAAAGGCUGUUUUAAAUAA
Molecule: messenger RNA, 2498 nt
Organism: Phycodurus eques (leafy seadragon)
Lineage: Eukaryota; Metazoa; Chordata; Actinopteri; Syngnathiformes; Syngnathidae
Gene: apeh1
Product: acylaminoacyl-peptide hydrolase
Exons: 23
Coding region: 77-2266 (729 amino acids)
Biological process (GO): proteolysis
Molecular function (GO): serine-type endopeptidase activity
Source: RefSeq, a predicted model, not a curated record